Messenger RNA from Penicillium subrubescens, 1218 nucleotides. RefSeq lists its product as uncharacterized. The record is from RefSeq and is a predicted model, not a curated record. NCBI's taxonomy places the organism in Eukaryota, Fungi, Ascomycota, Eurotiomycetes, Eurotiales, Aspergillaceae. Gene Ontology annotation, biological process: spliceosomal complex disassembly. The transcript has 2 exons. The coding region runs from base 1 to 1218 and encodes 405 amino acids. Gene Ontology annotation, cellular component: U2-type post-mRNA release spliceosomal complex.
AUGAGCUCGAAGUUUGCAAAUCGCAGAAAGCCCCGCAAGGUCGGUGGUGAUGACUCAGAGGAGGAGGAUAGUGGUAUUGCACCAGAACCUAUUGUCAAACGGCCAGUCAAGUCAAAGGCCAAACCCAAAUCCAAGUUGAAUCUCUCGUUUGGCGCCGAAGAAACUUCCAUGACCGACGAUGGGGACCGGGAAAGCGAGGUUGUUCUCCCAAAACGACAUGGCCUGGGUCGCAAAGCCAUGGAAAGAAGCGCAUUUCAACGCAACUUGACACCGUCAGGAGGACUCGACACACUCUCCGCCCGAGUGGGUCACGAUCGAGAUCGGCCCAGCUAUAGCCGCGAAUAUUUGAAAGAGCUUCAGAAUUCGACACCCUCCACCCCAAAAGCCAGCACGGAUGAUGAGAAGGACAGGUCGAUUGACGUGGCCGCCAAAUUUGGAGAAGUAAUGGUCGUUUCGGGAUCAUCUGCCAUUCCCAGUGAAGCGGAAAUUCGCGAAAAGAAGGCCCGGCGCGCACGGCUAGCAUUGGAACACGGCUCCGGCAAAGAGGACGAUUUCAUUUCUCUUGAGGAUAAUAUUGGCAGUGAUGACGAUUGGGACGCGAUCGCACGAGGCGAAAAGCUACCAGAAAAAGAGGUGGACACAAGGCUGGUUCGCGAUGAUGAGGACUUUGCUGAAGGGUUCGAUGAAUACGUGGAAGAUGGUAAAAUCUCUCUCGGUCGGAAAGCAGAGCGGGAACAACAGCGCAAGCAACGCGAUGCGAUGCGCGAGCUCAUCGAAGAUGCUGAAACACUCUCCGAUGAUGAGGACUCGGACAUUGAAGAGAAGGCGGCAUAUGAGGCUGCUCAGACGAAAGCAGCCAUAGGUAGCGGCCGAGCUGGUGGCAUUGACAGGCCUCGCACGCCUCCAAAGAUGACUUCAUUGCCCAAGUUAGCCAGCAGCCUCGAAAGACUGCGCACAACUCUUGCAACGAUGGAGACGUCCAAAACGCAGAUGAUCAGCCGAAUGGAAGAUCUGCGUAAGGAAAAGGAAGAGAUCGCUAUGCGGGAGGUAGAAAUCCAAGCUUUGAUAAAAGAAGCGGGUGAUAACUAUGAGCGACUCAAGAAAGAAGCGGGCAUUGACCCUGCCGCUGAUGCAUCAGAAGGUGCGAUGGUGAAGCGUGGCCUAGAAAGCAUCGGUGCUCCCAUGGCAGUGUCCGACUCUAGCUCGGAAGAGCCAUGA